This is a messenger RNA of Mytilus trossulus (common blue mussel), 3421 nucleotides long. RefSeq lists its product as uncharacterized. The record is from RefSeq and is a predicted model, not a curated record. Lineage: Eukaryota; Metazoa; Mollusca; Bivalvia; Mytilida; Mytilidae. The transcript has 8 exons. The coding region runs from base 164 to 2242 and encodes 692 amino acids.
UAUAAUUAGUAAAUACUUCCUUGUUGGGGAGAAUAUUCAUACUGGUAAUUUUAUCUUAAAUUUUGAUCAACAGGAAGUAACGUUCUUGACAUUUUUUGGAUGAUACUUGUGUAUAUGGUGUACGUAGCGUGUCCAGUUAUCUAUAAAUUGCGAACACAAAAUAAUGGCGGGUGCAACUAACAGGUACAAAGAUGCAGCCGAUGAAUACGUAUCACUUAGCCAGGUUUCAGUGAAACAAGAUGAAGACGACGGUGUUCCUUUGAGACCACCAAGAAACUUGCCGAAUGGGCGUGGCUCAACCAAUUCACUCCCAUCAAGAGUUUCAUCUACAUCCCAACGGUCAUCGUCAAAACACAGUUCAAGCAGCUCGAAUAGUUCAAGUGGCGAAGCUGUUGAAGAUCUUACAUUUGAGGAGUUCCUGAAAAGGCAAGGGGUGACAAAAGCGACAAUUCAACUCCUAGAGGAAGAAGAAAUUGCUGACAAGGUUACUUUGGGAGCUUUAUCUGAAGAUGAUAUUAAUGGACUAGGCCUGAAAGUAGGACAAAAAGCAAUUCUCCGAAGUCUCACCACCAAAGCUAAAAGUCGAUUACCCGACGCACGUAACAGUGUAAUACCGCCUCCUAUAAGAGAAGUAAAUGGAACAGGAGAGGUUGAUCUACAGUGUUACUGUUUGGAGAAAGAUGGCAAAGGGAAAGUAGUUGCAGAAAUAACAACGAAACAUACGACCGAAGUCAAUCCAAUAAAAACUCGUAUUCUGAUAUUGGUUGAUACAAGCGGCAGCAUGGGUAUCAAAACAGGAAGACGACGGAGAUAUAGCAAGCUAUAUAGAAUUAAAGGAUUUGCAAAAAAUAUGGUGACGUCAUUAGAUGAUGGGGAUUUUGCAGGCCUUGUAACGUUUGGGGAAAAUGCAGAUGUAUUAUUGCCCAUGACAGAAAUUACACACGAAAGUAGGGAUCGUUUGAAAUCAAAACUAGACACCUUAGACAAAAGUUUCUUGUCAACCAAGACGAAUCUCAGUGCUGGUUUGUCUAAAGCGUUGGAAGUAUUUAGAGAUGCCAGUUCAGGGAAACGUGAUUUGCUUCACUAUAGAAAUGCUAUUAUAGUCUUCUCGGAUGGUGAAGUGAAUGCUGGAACCCAAGAACCAAGUAAACUUGUUCAUGAAGUCCGAGAAAAGAUUCGGCAACUUUCGUUUGGUCUCGACGAAUCUCUUAACCAAUGGGCUUCUAUUUCUACUGUCGUGUUGGGGAAAUCAGCGUCCGAGAUAAUGUUCUGCCUAUCAAAGUUCUGCAGUAGUGAUGCUUUUUAUACAAUAGACAUGGAUGUAGACAAUUCAAAUACUGAAACUGACCUUUUCCUUCCGGUUCUUAUGAGAAAAGCGGCCGUUGCUUGGAAUGUGUCUGUUUACAUAGAAUCGGUUAAUGGUGCCGUUCUUAUUAAUGAGGAUUGUUCUCAGGAUAACAAAGUACGGACUCAUGGGCAAUCCUCCCGUGGUCCAAAAACUGCCAAGGCUUACUUUUAUUAUGACAUACCAGCAGCAUCAACAAGGCAUAUUGGUAUAGGGGUUGAUCUGGAGGAGGCUUUUGAAGAGGAAGUUUUGAGAGUUAAGGUGGAAUAUUCUGGAUUUUCUGGAGAGAGGAAAACAAUAAUCAGGACAAUAACAAAAAGUGACAUUUUAAACGAAGGCAGAGUACAGGGUGGGAAAGCAAUCACAGAACACUACAAGAAUGAUGCUCGAAUGCUUUCAGAAGAAGUGUUAGGUAAAGCCGCAAAAGCUGCUCUUGACGGAAAUUCGGGUGGAUCAGCUGAUGCCAUGAGGGAGGGUCAAUCAGAGCUUCAGAAACUGAUGAACAGAUAUGGUGAUAUGGCAGACAAACAAGAAACUGCUCAGACAGAAAUAUUUGACUAUGCAAAAUCUUUGAUGAGCAAUUUUGAAUGUUUACUUCAAAAAGUAAAUACACCAAAAGACGAAGACACAGAUGAACAAAUAGAAGCAGAGAGCAGUUGGUUAAAAAUAAAAGCUGUUUCGUCGGCUAUAUCUAGAGAAGCACCAGGCUUGGCUGAAACGGUUACGGAUAGCAACAUUUUGUGUCCUUUACCUGAUGUCCGCAAAGUUUCUUCUACGCCAAUGCGAACCGAGAUGGAAAAAGUUUACAAAGAAAAGGGAGUUCGAGAGAGUUUAUUUUUCGAUUUUGACGGGGCAAUAGAUGAACUUAAAAAGAGUAUUAAAAAAGACGAAGACUGAGAAAUUCUUCUUUUUAAAACUUGUUCAUCAGUAAGAAAAGAAAUUAAAGUUCGUAGAACUAGUAUCAAGUGAAAUAUUUAAACUUUUUCAAAACAAAAGUAUAACAUAUGUAUAUACAACAGUAAAUUUUUAAAUGCCUAAACGCAAGAAGAAAUUCAAUUCAAUUGAAAGUGUUUCAUAUAAUGUUCCAAUCUAGAAUUCGUUUCCCUAUUUACAUGUUUUUUACGUACAUGUAGUUGAUUAAUUCAAAGGAAUAAUAGAACUUUUGCGUGCCAUCAUUUUCUUGUCGCUUUUUUUUCUUUCAUUUUUUACUUUGUGUGUGUGUGUGUGUUUUUAUUUUGAUCAAUGGACAAUGAUAAUACCUUUCACCUUUAUUAUGAAGUUAUUAUUAUGAGUUGUUCUUCAAUUUAGGAAAAGUAGUUUACCUAAAAAAAAUAAUCAUGUAUAGAACAAUUUUGUCUUGUCACGAUGAUGGUGGCCAUCUUGUUUUUCGGAAGUUUGUUGUUCCAAUACCACAAAAAAAGGGACAAUGUUAACACUGUAUUGAUAAUUAUUGGAGAGAAAAAAUAAAUAUACAUCCAGCUGGGUUUAUAUUUUAUUCAUUUUUAAAAGACCAACGAAUAUUUUUUAAAGUAAAAAGCUUAUCCUAGUAUUUACCCAAAAGAGAUAAUACAAUAGGGUUGCAUUCCUUUGAUACCAUCUGCAUUUCUAUAAUUUAUAAAUAAAAAGUUAUACUACUAUGUGGUUUUACUACAACGAACUCCGGGACUGUUAAUGUGACUGCUUUCCCCUAGUAAAGGUCUUGAACGCGAGAGACCAGUAAGGUUAUAAAAUGACAAAGGCUGUAUAUUGUAAAUGUUUCAUAUGACCAUUGAUUAUUUGACAAUACAUGCGUAUUUCCAUUAUAGGAGAUCGAGGUCGGAAAACUUCCGAUAUUACGGAAAGGGUGCUAUUGUCCUUUUCUGUUCUUAAUGGUGGGCGCAUUUUCCACAAUAACAUAUGUGUGUUUUGUAAAUAAUCGAAUAAAAGAAAUCAUUUUACGUUGCAUAUUGCAACAUGUACAUUGUAAUCUUUAUUGAACUUUUUGAAUUGCGCUUUUUUUUUUAUUGUUUAACUAAAGCUAUUAGUUUAUUGCAUAUAUAUUACAUACUGAAUAAAGUAACACGUGUCUCUUUUAAA